Molecule: messenger RNA, 1110 nt
Organism: Thunnus maccoyii (southern bluefin tuna)
Lineage: Eukaryota; Metazoa; Chordata; Actinopteri; Scombriformes; Scombridae
Gene: otos2
Product: otospiralin 2
Exons: 4
Coding region: 613-894 (93 amino acids)
Biological process (GO): sensory perception of sound
Source: RefSeq, a predicted model, not a curated record
GAAACUUGUGGUUUAGACCCUCAGUCUGAUUUUGACCCGCCUGCCUGCCUUGCCCUGUUCUUGGAAUGACUCCCCGUUAUGAUCUAUAAGCCUGUGUUUUGGAUUCCUCAUUAAAAUCCCUUCUCAUAUAACCUGCCAGUCUGUAUUAUCUGCAUUUGGGAACUCCACCUUUCUGCCCUGUACCACACGUGACAAACAUAGUUUAGUGCAGGGUGAGUUUCUCAUUUCUUCACACAAUUCAACUUUUAAUGAAGAGAGACAUUUUUACAUAAAUUAUGUACAUUAAUAAUUAUAUUUGGAAGCAUAAAAGAAAAAUGAAAAAAAAAUGUAAAACUGCUUUUACAUAAACGCCAGGAAGAAAAAAGUGAAACACGUGUGUUGGUUAACAUUCUGCACACAAAGAAUGAAUACAGACGUCUGUUUGUCUUCUUCUGCUGUGAGAAUCAGCAGGUCAGAGGUCAGAGGUCAGAUCAGGUAUGUGACGAGGAGCUGAGAGAGGAAACAAAGAAGAAACUAAAAACCUCUCAGCUCAAUAUCUUAACACAGACUGCACACAGAGCUGCAAGCAUCAAGGAGAAACUAUCACAUCUACAGAUCCAGUUGGGCUGAAACAUGAUGAUUCGUCAGCUGCUGAGUGUCUUCAUCCUGCUGUCUGUCCUCACGCUGCUGGUGCCUGCAGGUGCAGAGGAGGGCGGGGUCGACACAGACGAAGGAGGAAGACAGAAGCGCAACGUCCCCAACUGGGCGCUGACCUCCUCCGACUUCUUCGGCUGGGUGGAGGAGCUGAGGAAACAUGCCGGAUACCAACACAUCGACGAUCUAGCUAGAACCUUCUGGGCUCACUUUCCCUCUGCAGACCGACUUGGGUACGGAACUCAUGAACCUGAAGAGUAGAAACACCAACAGGAGGUUUAGUUUGUGACAACAACAUGGUCACAACUGACAUGACCACAGAGGGAAUGACACAAGAACAAGAUAACAAGAUAACAAGAUAACAGAGAGAAUGAAAUGACAAGAACAAGAUAACAAAGAGAGAACGAGAUAAGAACAAGUUAACAGAGAGAAUGAGAUAACAAAAACAAGAUAACAAGAAGAUAACAGAGAGAACAA